Messenger RNA from Poeciliopsis prolifica (blackstripe livebearer), 2414 nucleotides. It is a transcript of the gene arg1, whose product is annotated as arginase 1. The transcript is spliced from 8 exons. Lineage: Eukaryota; Metazoa; Chordata; Actinopteri; Cyprinodontiformes; Poeciliidae. Gene Ontology annotation, molecular function: manganese ion binding; arginase activity. Bases 347 to 1429 code for a protein of 360 amino acids. Gene Ontology annotation, cellular component: nucleus; cytoplasm; cytosol. The record is from RefSeq and is a predicted model, not a curated record.
GUGAAGUUAACGGUUCAUGAACGCUGAACGUACUUUAUACGCCUUGUACCUGGGGAAACCUUCGUCUCUGUAAGUGUUUGGAAGGAUACUUGGGCGUGUGUUUUUUUUCUUCUUCUUUGGUGGAUAAAUGUAGUAAUGCACUUUCCUUCGUAUUUUAGUUACAGAAAAGUUUUGGGUGUACCAUUAAAGUGUUAGCUAGUAAUGUAUUUCCCCCUCUGACGCCUAAAAAGUCCAAUUUCAUUUAAACACAGCGACGUUCAGGACAUUUAGUUGAUUGAAUCGGAUUGUGACGCGCUUGUCGAGCCCCCGUAGUCUCCUCCUGCCCCUCUGACGUCAUACAGGGUUUAUGAGCCGCUCGCGGGGUUCCGCAGCCAUCAGUCUGUCAGUCGGCAUGAAGGGCGCGCGCACCCUGCAGCAGCUCUCGCUCACCGUGAAGCGGAGCCUUCAUCAUCAUCUUCCCCCUCCUCCUCCUCUGCAGCGCUCCGUGGGAAUAAUCGGAGCACCUUUCUCCAAGGGCCAGUCCAAGGAUGGAGUGGACUGUGCACCGAACCAGUUACGAGAAGCAGGACUCCUGGACCGGCUGCAGCAACAGGGCUGUGCCGUGAAGGAUUACGGGAACCUGACGUUUGAGAACGUUGCAGAUGACGAGCCGGUCAAUGGGUCAAAAAGUGUCCGGGCGGUGGGAAACGCCAACCAGACGCUGUCGGAGGCGGUGAAGGCAGUGAAGAGGGAUGGGCACACCGCCUUGAUCCUUGGAGGAGACCACAGUCUCGCCAUUGGCUCUAUCCAUGGUCACACCGCAGCCGUCGGCCCAGUAAGCGUCAUUUGGGUGGAUGCCCAUGCCGACAUCAACACGCCGCUGACCUCAAAGACAGGACACAUUCAUGGGCAGCCCAUGUCGUACCUCUUAUACGAGUUGCAGUCGAAGCUCCCCCCGUUACCAAACUUUUCCUGGAUGAAGCCCUGUGUGUCGUCCCGGGACCUCGUCUACAUUGGCCUGAGAGAUGUGGAUCCAGCGGAGCACUACAUCAUAAAGUUGUUGUCGGUGAAGGCGUUCUCCAUGACACAGGUGGAUCAGCUGGGCAUAGCCAGAGUUAUGGAGGAGGUGUGCGAUUACCUGUCGGACAGCGCAAAGAAACCGAUCCACCUGAGCUACGACAUUGAUGCCAUCGACCCCGCUGUUACCUCAGCAACAGGAACACCUGUGGUAGGAGGACUCACAUACAGAGAGGGGAUUUACAUCACAGAGUACCUCUGCCAGACAGGUCUGCUCUCGGCUGUGGACAUGGUGGAGGUGAACCCUCUGAGGGGACGGGUGCAGGAAGACGUCCACUCUACUGUCAACACGGCGGUCGACCUGCUGCUCGGAUGUUGCGGACGUCGCCGGGAAGGAAACCACCUGCCGGAUUAUUUGCUGCCAGAGCCGUAACAAAAACAAUUCUUGUCUGUUUUCCAGGAAUCUGAGAAGUUAAUUUCUCGUGAAUUUAACUGCUGCUAUGAGGUCUCCAGGUGGUCAUCUUCCUAUUUUAAGAGCUAAAUCAGUUCACUGAACUUAAAAAUGCACAAAUAAUGGCACAUGUAUAAACUUUUAAUUAUGUAUUGUUGAUUUAUCAUUUUAUCUGUAAAAGGAGGGGGGAAAAAAUCCUGUUGUCCUGGAACAAAUUUUUCAAUUCCAAAAAGUGUUUGAAGCAAGUACAAAGUAUUCAACAUAAAAGCACAACCCAAAACCAAAAAAAUACAAUACAAAGGGAUGUAUUGCUCUCAUACAUACCUUUGUUGUAUGAGACCAAUACAACAAAAGGAUGCAAAGGUUACCACAAACGGAAACAAACCAGAAGUAAUUACAAGAGUUUUUGAGCUUACAAAAAAGCUCAAAACAUGCUUUAAAAACCGACAGGCCAGGCAAGGAGAACAUUCAACAGACAACCAGACCUACUAUAGAGUAGAUUAAAUCAAAGUAGACAUCAUUCCUAUCUGUAUGCUUACAUGGCUUUACCUGCAACAAAUGAGAUGAAGCCUCUUGUCUGUGUUUCAGCAGAAAUGUAGAUUUUAUUCUCAUCACUUUAUGUUGAACAUUAUCGUUACGUUAUCGACAUCAUCUUUACAUCACAGUUCUCUCAUAAAAACACAAAAAGGAUCACAGAUUUUUCUUGUGAAAUCACUUAGAUGAUAAAAAAAUAAAAUAAAAUUGUAACAAGCGCUUACACACACUUGAUCUGCAGUAGCCUCACAGAGUUAUCUUAAUGUAUUCUGGCAUUGAAGUUUCCAUAAAAUAACCUGUAUGGCAAGUUUGCCAAAAGUGCUAUAUUUUGCAAAGGAUUAUUAAAGCCUUUAAAAUGUAUUAAAUUCAUUUUUAAAAAAGUAGUAUCAGCAUCUUAUCUUUACUGUAAUCAGAACUCAAGUAGUGAGUUUUU